UCUGUUGAGUCAACAGUCACUUGAUUCACCUGACCUGAGCAUACCUGACAAAGUCACACCCAGAGUGUCACCUCUCCGACUCAGUCACAGCAGGUCUCUCGCCAACAUGGCUUUCAGAAGAUGCAGAUUUCUGUAUCUCUCUAUGUUUUUAUUCUUUGUAGCAUUUUACAGCUUCAUUACCAGCAUUCAGGAGCGAGCCCAUUACUGUAUUAUUACUCACGGUCAGAUACGGUGGUUACCCGGGAGAACAUGCCAGAAUAUAAAGAAAUCGGUCAUCCGCACCCCCCUACAAAAGUACAAACUGAAUGAUCUAAUGAAACAGGUGAAAUCACUCCAAAGAUGCCCGUGGUCUGUCAAUACAAAAGCCGUGGAAGCAAUACGAUCGGAGUUCCGUGCUUGUUGCAAUGCCAGCCACAAUCUCCUGGUCACAAAAGCUAACACUCACAUUGGAGAAAACAUUACAUACGAAACCCAAAGGAACAGAAACAUUGUUAUUACAGAAAAAAUCUACAAAAUGCUUCCUGAGGUCUCGCCCUUUCCUGAUAAGCUGUAUAGACGCUGCGCAGUGGUCGGAAAUGGGGGAUCUUUACUAAACAGCUGCUGCGGCUCGGAGAUCGACCAAGCGGACUUCGUGUUCAGGUUUAAUUUGCCGCCCAUGAAUUAUUCAUAUGACAUCGGGAAGAAGACAGACCUGGUCACUGCGAACCCAAGUAUCCUGCACAACAGCUACUCAAAACUGAACGCGCAAAGGAAGCCCUUCAUGGACCUUCUAAAGGUGUACGAACCUGCCUUGAUUGUGAUUCCAGCUUUCUCCUUUCCAAGCAGCACAGAUGUUUCAUUUAGGGUGUUUUAUACUUUACAAGACUUUGAGUCACAGCAGAAGUUGGCUUACUUCCACCCAGACUAUUUAAUGAAACUUGCACUUUACUGGAAGGAUAAGGGUCUUACGGCUCGUCGUUUGUCCUCUGGUCUCAUGAUUGUCAGCACAGCCUUGGAGCUUUGCGAAGAGGUCACACUCUAUGGUUUCUGGCCUUUUUCUAGAGGUGCAACAGGGAAACCGAUACCACAUCACUAUUAUGAUAACAGAAUCCCCAAACCUGGCUUCCAUGCCAUGCCUGAUGAGUUUUUAUUUUACACAAAGAUGCAUAGCAAGGAGAUCCUGAAGUUAAGAAUAGGAAGAUGCUUUUGAAAUGUAACUGUGAGAAUUUACUGGACUGACUUAUUACACCCCAAGGACUUCCAUACGGUUACCUAAUGUAGCUGCUAAGAAACAAGAAUGCCCAUUCUUCCACAAUCCAGCAAUGGGUCCCACCUCACUUCGGAUCUUCUCUAAUAACAAGUAGUUAAGGAUGUUUGAUAAAUAGAAGGUAGCGCAGAGCAAAUUACUGCAAUAUUUGGUUUUGUCAUUUAAUUAAUGUCUACUUAAGUUUAACAAGUUUAGGUAUUGAAUAUCCAUCGGAUAUUUUAGGUCUUUGCAAUAAAUUAUUUGUGCCACUAAAAUGAAAAUAGGAAGUACCGUAUAUACUCGAAUGAAGAGAUAUUUUUUUGUGUUGAAGAGACAAUCAGGAGUAUUCCUAUUUCUUGCAUUAGGAUCUCUAAGAGCUUCUCUGAACUUCUAUCAUAUUUCCUGAGAUUGCAGCCUGGGGUAGAGUCUGAAUG
Molecule: messenger RNA, 1659 nt
Organism: Pelobates fuscus (common spadefoot toad)
Lineage: Eukaryota; Metazoa; Chordata; Amphibia; Anura; Pelobatidae
Product: alpha-2,8-sialyltransferase 8F-like
Exons: 8
Coding region: 107-1189 (360 amino acids)
Biological process (GO): N-glycan processing; oligosaccharide metabolic process
Molecular function (GO): alpha-N-acetylneuraminate alpha-2,8-sialyltransferase activity
Source: RefSeq, a predicted model, not a curated record